AUGACAUAUUCGAACUCCAAUAGCGAUCGCUUUGAGCAGUGCGAGCCAGUUUCCCCCGUAGACAUUGUUCAGCCGCAACGUUCCAAGGCUGUUGGUUUUAUAAUGUCUUCUAACAAAGAUAUGAACGAAAAGCAGGAGAAUCCUGGUGCCCCUAGCCUUAUAUCUCCCCGGACAGCUCGUUUCGCAGAAGCCACAUCAGUCCAUUCUCCAUCUGAACUUUCUGGAACAUCUCCCUUUGCGGAUCCGCCCUCUAUGUCAAAAACCAGCCAGCACGCUCAGGUCUCGGACCUCGGCUUUGGAUAUAUGGCAGAUAACAAACCUGAUCGUAAUGAAGAUCAAUCUCAGACCGGAACAACCCGGCUAAAUCCUCCAAACUCACCCCUAAAAAGUGCCAUGAAAUCCCCUGGUGCUGCUGGCCGUUCAGUCAUGCUCAGUCCAACCUUCCGUGAGGAGCAGAUACUGGAGCACCAUGAGAAGGACACAGAGAAGGCAAAUGCAAAAGAUCUUAAAAUCAAAACACGUGUGCAACUGGCGAAGUUAAUGCUUCGUGGUGUCAGCUUCGGCUGCAGUUUGAUCAUUCUCUCCUUGGUAGCGACGAGCUUUGUCAUUUUUAAUGCCACAAAGAAUCUGGCCCAGAAGAACAGCUUCAAUGCCUGGGCGCCAAACACUCCUCUGUGGCCCCAGAUACUCAUCCUUUCUAUUGCCUCGAUAUCUCUCCUUUUCUGCAUUGGAGUUUUCUACGGCUACUUCCGUGGCGGCCACAAACGCGCAGAAAAGGUAGCCGUUUACUAUACCGUUUUCUCUGUCAUGUUUUUCAUUGUCACCCUAGUCAUGUGGGUUACAGGUGCAGCUGUACUUCAGAAUAGCAAACAGUCUAACGGGAACAAAGACAUAUGGAGUUGGGCCUGUGCCGAAGGUCCUAGAAGGGAGUUCUACAAGAACGAGGUUGACUAUAAACUUGUUUGCCGCAUGCAGGACUGGGCACUUGUAUGUUGCGUCAUUGAGGUUAUCAUUGAAGUGCUUGUCAUCUGCAUCUAUGCCGUGGUUUUCUACCGCUUCUACUCGAAGCGCAAGCUCCGCAAAUCCAUGGAUGUGCGCGACAAAGCCCGAUCUGAUCUCUACCUCGCCCAACUCCGCAGCCAGUCUGCUCCCAACACCCCUGGAUUUGCCCGCACGCCUGGGUUCGCAUCACCAUCAAUGAGUCCCAUGAAGCGAGGAGAUCAUUAUUCCAACGCUGAGGGUGGCUAUGCGACACAGUACGCAACUCCCCAGUCCCCAGAAGCCACCUAUGCUUUUGGACAACGACUGUUCCAACUCCGCCCGCCCCCAAUCCGUGUCCAAGAUUCCACCCCCAAACUUUCACAGGAUGAAUUCAUAACACCGAUGACCCCGACCACCCAUGAACGAAGGAACCAACAUGUCGACGCCGCGCCUGGUGAGCAGAUAUAUGCAAGCGUACCAAUCCCAGGCGCUUACGCAACGCCCCUACAAGUCCCAGCUUCUCUCCAACAACUCGAGACAGUGACGUCGCCCCUGGAAUGGCAGUAA
This is a messenger RNA of Paracoccidioides lutzii Pb01, 1548 nucleotides long. RefSeq lists its product as hypothetical. The record is from RefSeq and is a predicted model, not a curated record. The coding region runs from base 1 to 1548 and encodes 515 amino acids. The transcript has 3 exons.